Molecule: messenger RNA, 669 nt
Organism: Pseudophryne corroboree (corroboree frog)
Lineage: Eukaryota; Metazoa; Chordata; Amphibia; Anura; Myobatrachidae
Product: snake venom metalloprotease inhibitor 02A10-like
Exons: 3
Coding region: 1-669 (222 amino acids)
Source: RefSeq, a predicted model, not a curated record
AUGUUGCAGUUUGCCUAUGUGGAGGAUGAGUGGGUGCUAGAUACUGCUCCUGUGGAGGAUGAGUGGGUGUUAGAUACUGCUCCUGUGGAGUAUGAGUGGGUGCUAGAUACUGCUCCUGUGGAGGAUGAGUGGGUGCUAGAUACUGCUCCUGUGGAGGAUGAGUGGGUGCUAGAUACUGCUCCUGUGGAGGAUGAGUGGGUGUUAGAUACUGCUCCUGUGGAGUAUGAGUGGGUGCUAGAUACUGCUCCUGUGGAGGAUGAGUGGGUGCUAGAUACUGCUCCUGUGGAGGAUGAGUGGGUGCUAGAUACUGCUCCUGUGGAGGAUGAGUGGGUGUUAGAUACUGCUCCUGUGGAGUAUGAGUGGGUGCUAGAUACUGCUCCUGUGGAGGAUGAGUGGGUGCUAGAUACUGCUCCUGUGGAGGAUGAGUGGGAUGAGUGGGUGUUAGAUACUGCUCCUGUGGAGGAUGAGUGGGUGCUAGAUAUUGCUCCUGUGGAGGAUGAGUGGGUGCUAGAUACUGCUCCUGUGGAGGAUGAGUGGGUGUUAGAUACUGCUCCUGUGGAGGAUGAGUGGGUGUUAGAUACUGCUCCUGUGGAGUAUGAGUGGGUGCUAGAUACUGCUCCUGUGGAGGAUGAGUGGGUGAUAGAUACUGCUCCUGUGGAGGAUGAGUGA